CCGUAGGGAGUUUCCGGGCUGAGACAGUCCGCGGAAAGCAGCGUCAGAGAGUUAUGGAGAGUGGCGGGGGCGCCUACGGAGCCGCUAAAGCGGGAGGCACGUUCGACUUGUGGCAAUUCUUGCAGCAGCCACAGGUCAUUGCACGCAUUUUCAGCGCGGUAUUUGCACUCAUUGUUUUCUCCUGCAUCAUUGGGGAAGGUUACACCAAUUCCGACCAAACCUCUGACCUUUUCUGCAUCUUUAAUCACAGUGAGGAUGCCUGUCGUUAUGGUAUUGGCAUUGGUGUGGUUGCCUUCCUGGCUUGUGUAUUUUUCUUUAUGGUCGACAUCUACUUUCCCCAAAUUAGCAGUGCCACUGAUCGCAAGUACCUCGUUAUGGCCGACCUAGCCUUCUCAGCUGUUUGGACCUUUUUGUGGUUUAUUGGAUUCUGUGUGCUGACAAACCAGUGGUCAUCAACGCAUGCUAAAGAUGUAAGAAUUGGGGCCGAUUCUGCCCGUGCAUCGAUUGCCUUCAGUUUCUUCUCCAUUUUUUCAUGGGGACUCCUGAUUGCCUUCGCCCUUCAGCGUUACCGUAUGGGUGUCCAAGAUUUUGACCAAAGUUACAUCGACCCAGCUCCAGGUCCGACACCCCCCUACUCGAGUUACCCCAAUGCCAGUCAUGAGAGCUACCAGCAGCCACCCUUCACUCACACUGGAGAGAACUCUGAGGGCUACCAGCCUCCACCUGUGUAUUGAUUGCUACUAACACUGGUCAAAGCAGCUGGCAGGGAUAGUAUCCUAGUGCUUUGUAUUCAUUUCUUGUGGUGGGGACUAUGUCUACUGUGAAAUUGUGAGGGUGCCACAUCCAAGAUUGCGGGUUGUGCCUGUGUAUGUAUUGGGUUCUGGGAUAUUCUAUUGUUUUCAACUGUUUUCAAAACUUGCUUCUUGCAAAAAAAAAUGCUGUUUCUUUUGUGGGCACAGGAAGCUUGCUGUGUGACUUGCAAGGCAUAUUAAUGGCUGAAACUGUAUUGACUACUUGGUCUUAUUAUUGCUGCAGCCAACUAAGCUGCUUGCUGGAAAUUACACUAGAGGCAUUUUGCAGCAGAGGAAGAUUGUACUUCUACUGGAUAUGGCCCAAUGGGAUCCUCGCCACUGCUAUCUGCCCAAUGCUGUUACAUCUGUGCCUUGGUGUGUUUGUUCAUCUUGAUCAUUCCAGACCUCCAAUGGGUCUGGUGUUCCUAUGGCUCUGUGGUGCUACCUUUCCUGACUGGGAAACACCCAUCGCAGUGCUUUCUAUCAUUUCAGUUGCUGAUACCAAAACCAAUUAAACGCAUUUCUAGAUAAAGCUUGAGACGUAUUGCAUUAGUGAUUCAACUGAAUUUACCUUAUCGUACCUUUCCUUUGGUUUAAAAGUGGGAAAGAUUUGGCUUUGUGAAGAAUUGUGAGACCUGUUUUAAGUAUUCUAUAGAGACCUACAGGUUUUCAAUAAUGUACCAAAGACACACUCACUCUUGCAAAUUUUAUUCUCCUAACCUUUCCUGAAUCAGUAACAAAUAGGAAUGUGUGUGAAGUGGAAAACACACUGCUUUGAACCCCAAACACUUUGUAUUCUAGAAGGGCUCAAAAACACUAGCUGCAAUACUGUCUUUUGAUCAAACUCAAAUCAGGAGGAUUUUUCUGGUGAAUAGAAUAAUAGGCAUACUGCCUUCAAUCACCGCCAAUGCCAAAGCACAGCAUAUCCCAUUGCCUCACUUCCUCUGAUCUUUCCAGCAGUCCCUGCCCCAAAAGCACACCAGAGCCUAUCCCCAAUCUUUAGAAUGCCUUCCCUCCCUCCCUGCUGUGACUGCCAGCCUCUGCAUGUGGUACCACUCUUGCUCUAUCUCAAGCCAUCUGUAUUUCAGUCCACCACUGGAACAAAAGAGACUCCCAUUUCAGUCUGUAAGCAGACCAAGACAUUCAAAAUUGAUGUAUUUUAGUUCAGGCAGAAACCAGCUAAAAAUGGCUGUUCUGCAAACAAUGAUUUAUACAUCUCCAUUAACAAGUCUUUCAGAGAAUGGCUUUUUUGUAUCCAUAGCCUGUGGCUGUUAACACUAUAUUGUUUUCUAAUUGUACGUUUUGGGAAACUUCAGGCAAAUAUUGCAAUCUUGGGGCUUUGAAGUAUUUUAAAUCUUUUUGCUAGAGUAGAAGUUGAAUUAUAGUCAUCUCCUGGAACAUAUUGUGGAUUUUGAUGUAUCAUAUAAUUUUAGGACAGAGGACAAAUACUUUAGAUUACAGAAAGAUUUAAUAACUGGGCGAGGGUAUAUUGUCUAGCAUAACGACAGCGGUGGAGCUUUUAAAAAGCACGAACCCUUUUAGGCUAGCCUUUUAUUGCCUGCUUUUUGUCGGGGGGGAAAAAGUUGUAUAGCUUUUGUGUGAAGAUCAUCCAUACCAGUGAUGGCAAACGUUGUAGUUUAGAAACUACAACCUAAAAUCCACUUACUCAUCGGAAAGUGACAACACGGCAAUUUAACCUGAAUAAUGAGGUUUUACUACCUAAAAGAAUGAUAAACAACAGAGUUCAGCUAAUUGUGCUAAGAAAAAUGUAAUAAAUGCACUUUUAUGCCCUUUA
Messenger RNA from Thamnophis elegans (Western terrestrial garter snake), 2586 nucleotides. It is a transcript of the gene SYNGR2, whose product is annotated as synaptogyrin 2. The coding region runs from base 54 to 734 and encodes 226 amino acids. Lineage: Eukaryota; Metazoa; Chordata; Lepidosauria; Squamata; Natricidae. Gene Ontology annotation, cellular component: neuromuscular junction; synaptic vesicle membrane. The transcript is spliced from 4 exons. The record is from RefSeq and is a predicted model, not a curated record.